Molecule: messenger RNA, 3727 nt
Organism: Homarus americanus (American lobster)
Lineage: Eukaryota; Metazoa; Arthropoda; Malacostraca; Decapoda; Nephropidae
Product: androgen-dependent TFPI-regulating protein-like
Exons: 6
Coding region: 478-1173 (231 amino acids)
Cellular component (GO): membrane; endomembrane system
Source: RefSeq, a predicted model, not a curated record
UGACGCUGUGUUUGUUAUGGGUUGCGUGACGGACAACGCCAAGCAUUACCCACAGACAGCAGCCUAACUUGCUUAACUUGCUAGCGGCUUAACAUUUGCCUAACAGACGUUACCGAGUCACCGACCACGUGUGGCUAACGUCGAUCAGUGGCGAAGAGGAUAAAUUAAAAUGUUAUAACGUCUCCUUAAAUUUAUACGACCAAGGUGAACCCUUUUAUAUUUCGUGACUCUUACCAUUCCACAGAGAUCAGUGGGAGUGGAGCUACCACGUGUAUAUGCCUUGAUUGAGUCGAUUUACUGUUUACCAGUGUGAACUUGUGUGACGACUUAAAGGAACUUAUCUAUUAAUCUUUACGGCAAGGUCCGCCUGGGCGACAAGUCAUACCCUUAUCGUUAUGGUAAUCACUAGUCCAGAUUGACCGGAGGCGUUCUCUAUAUUCCUUGCGGGAGUGUGGUGACUGAUUUGAGACGAGCGAGAUGGGUGCACUGAGGACGUUAUUCCAUUUAAUCUUGGCUCUUCAUUAUGGAUAUGGCAUAAAUGUAUAUCUAUAUGGAUUAAACCCACCACAAGAAAUUAUUGCCCUGAGGAAAAUUGGUUAUGGAGCCUUCAAGUAUCUCACUUUUUGGGAUAUGCUGUUGCAGUUCACGUAUUUCACAUUGGCAUUUGUGAAUGACAUUCUAGGAUCCUGCUCCAUCACAGCCAAGAAGCAGUCAGCUUUACAGAAAUUCUGUGAUUUUUACUUCUCAACAGUUGUGUUUGCAAUUGGUUCAUUUGUCAGCAUCUCAUUUUGGGGUUUGUACAACAUCAACCGUGACCUCAUCUUCCCAGUAGUGUUUGACAGCUGGUUCCCCAACUGGCUAAACCACAACGUCCACACAACACCAUUAGUGGGAGUACUGACUGAACUUUACCUGGUACCUCAUACCUUCCCUAAGCGGAAGACUGGCCUAACAGUGGUCACAUGUCUCUGCUUGCUCUAUCUCAUCUGGGUGUGCUUCAUUGCGUACCAGUCAGGACAUUGGGUAUAUCCUAUCUUAGCUGCUUUGCCAUUGAUUGAACGGGCAGUGUUCAUCUCAGCGAUGUCAGUGCUCAUCAGUCUCUUUUACAUUGUGGGUGAAGUUCUGAACAGAAAUGUUUGGGGAGUGGGAGUACAGCAGAAGAAAAUGAAGUAGAUGAACCUAAAAGGAAAUUCUGUAAGUUGAUUGUACUGUACCAUGUCAUAAUAAGGUGUUUGAGAAUAGAGGUAGUAUGUGAGUAGCUUUAUAAUUAUGAUGAAUUUUGGGGUGUAGUAUUUUUAAAUAAAAUGGUUUUUGUUCUGUGUGCAGUGUUCAUGAAAAUUUUUUGAUUAACCAUUGUUUUAUAUUUAGAUCAUCUGUUCAGUCAAGGUUAUUGAUAGAAGCAAGAAACAUUCCAUAUUGAAGUAAAAUUCUUGUAGCUGCAUAAUUUUUCUUCUUGUAUAAAUAGAAACAGCCUGUCGCCUUAAUAUCAACUGUAACAACUUUGAGAAAUGUACAGUAGCAUUACAUCUUUUUAGUUUAUUUAACCCUUACGAGGUAAUAGGUAGUAAUAAACUUUUUAUCUCAAAGAAUAUGAGUUAGUAUGUAAAUUUAUGAUCCCAGUUUCCUGACAGAUGAAUAGGUGGGUUUGAAUGUUAUGCAAGGUAUAAAUGCCUAAGGCUUCCAGAAACAUAAUUGUCUGGUCCAUAACUCAGCACAGUAACUCUCAGAGUUGUUUUACUGUAGGGUCUUAUGCUGGCUCUCUCACCAUGGUAAGAAUGAAGCCUGAUUACAGUGUCUUGAGCUUGAGGGAAAUGAUGAAUUUUUUAAAAUAGAGAAUACUCACUGUGUCAGUUAUCAACAGUCUUCAGCCCACUCUUAUGACUCGUGCAAGGGAAGGUUCCAUCAUGUAUACAAUAUUUUUAUAAUUUUUUUAGAAAUUCUUUCUGGUGGACACUUCCAUUAAAACCUUAGGCCCUGGGUGACUUUCCAGAACGUCCGACCAGCGCGCCCCGGGUGACGUUCUAGAACGUCCGCCUGUUCCCGCCAUUUUUUUGAAAAGUUUUUUUCUCGAUUUAUCCCUGUGGGAGGGGGGUGGGGGUACUGCCAGCAGCACCCUAACCUAGGGCUUAAGGGUUAAAUAUGAACUGAUAUUUGACAAAGGCAUAAGGUUAGUGAUAAAAAUAUAAAGGUAAUGUUACACAUACAGAACAUGGUUAUUGUUAUGGUCGUCUCCCCUUCCCUCAAUAUUUGUUUCAGUUACCCAUUGUAUUUAGUUUCUGUUGUUUCCCGUUUUUCUUUAGAAUCGAAUUUCCACGCUUAUGGUGAAGACUUUAAAAAUGUUUCAUUAUGUAAACUGUGUAGAAUGUAUUCUUAUUUUUAUACAGUUAUGAAAGACUGUAAGAAACAGGUGGAGACUGUGAUGUAGCUUGUGAAGUAACUUGUACAGUACUGUAUAAAUUUUGCUCUUUUUAUGAUUUCAUUAUUGCUAUUUAUAUGCUUUUGUUAUUGAUGUUUAUAUGAUAUAUUUUAAAAUUUUAAUGUUAUUGUGUACAGUUAAAGCUACCUUUACUCAUGUGAGUCUAAUGAUUGAACAGAGGCUUCAUCACCAGUUACAGAGAGUUCACUGUAAAUUAGUACAGUUUAGGUGUAGCACUCCGAAUUUUGGUAAAACCCUCUAAUAUUUGGUUACUCCCAGGUCCCAAGUAUGCUGGAUAAAUGGUCCCGUGCCUGUAUAUGCUGUACUACAUUUCCUAUUUUUAGCUCACAUUAAGUAUUUCCUGCUAAAAGGAUACUGUAGUAGUAACUAGAGCCUUUAAUUGGAAAAAAUGUAGGGCCAGUGUUAUAACCAAUAUACAGUACAGUACUUAGAUUGUCAGAUAAAAGUUGUGCUGCUUUUAUUAAAUGGUGUAACUUCAUUCUUAGUAGUCAUAAUAGUUUAUGUAAUAAUAUAUAUAUUAUUAAUUUUUAAUGAACUAUGAAGCUUUAAGUAACCUUAAUCACCUACAUCUGAUUAUUUGUGCUCUACCUGUACAGUAUAUGCACUGCAGUUGUUUAUUGAUUAUGUUAUAUACUGUAUGUACUGCAGUUUUUCAUUAUUAUUAAAAUUUUAUCACUUGGUCAUUCCAUAUGUAGGUUUUUAACCUACAUAUGAAAAGUACCAAGCACUUUUUAUGAAAGAUAAUGCAAAAAAAUAAUUACAAAUUAAUUAUUUAUAGGAAAUAAGUAUUGUUGUCAGUAAUUAUAUGCAUUAUUGGCUAUCUUGGACACAAAGGCAAGCUAUAAAUAGCUGGUAAGUGCAUAGGUGACCACUAGUUCAGCUGUCCAAACAACACUGUCCCUUUAUCUACCCCCUCUCUUCCCUCCUUUUGCACUGCCAAGGAAGUUUCUAGAGGGUCAAUAUAUAGUUUUUCUUACUUAUUUUUUAUUGUUUUAUCAUUUAAAAGGGUAAAAAAUUAUAUUUGGAAAAGUUAAUUUUUUUCCAUUUACCCCCGAGUGUGGGGUCCUGGCAGCGGCACCCUAACCCGGGGCUUAAGGGUUAAAUUAAUAAAAUGAAAAAAUGUGCUAUUAAUCAUCUCAGUAACUCCAUGUUAAUUUGUAUUUGAUUAUUGAACUCCUAAACACAGAUAAAACUUGUCUAAUAGCACAAAUAUGUACGAACUGAACUCCAUUCUUUCGUAAUGAAAUUUGUAAGUGUAAAAUAAUGUAGGACUAAUAAAUUUACUCAACA